This is a messenger RNA of Caenorhabditis angaria, 2663 nucleotides long. NCBI's taxonomy places the organism in Eukaryota, Metazoa, Nematoda, Chromadorea, Rhabditida, Rhabditidae. The record is from the annotation of a GenBank genome assembly.
AUGGCCGAUGUUUUUGAAUUCGAAUUUGAUGGACAGGAAAAUCAACCGGUUAAUACACAGUUAGUUUUUUUUAAAUUAAAUUUUUUGACAUAAAAUUUAUAAAAUUUUUUCUCAGGUAUCAUCAUGAAUUGUCUGAAGUGAUGGAGGAUGAUCAUAUGUACAGUGAUGUGGCUGAUGUGAGUUAUUUUUGUUGGGUUUUGAUAAGAUAAAACAUUUGGUCUAUUUUUGGCUGGAAUUUGGAAAUUGUGGAAUGUGAAAAUAUCCGAAAACUUUGAAACAGUGAAAUCAUAUUUUGGAACUUUGAAAUAAAUUAAUCUUAGGACUAAAAAUUGAGAUUAUUUAUAAUUUGACAUUGAAUAUUUUAAAAACAAACUCUGGGAUAAAAAUUCAAUUCUACAUUUUUUUAAAUUCAUUUUUGAAAAAAAAGUCGGAAAUUCCGGAAUUAACUUGAGAUUUACAAAAAAAUAUUUUUUUUAAAUUGAAACAGUGGAAAUUUUUUAUCAAGUUUUUUAAAAGAAUUUUUUCAGAAAAUGGAAUUGAGAGCUUUUCUGUUGAAAAAUAAUUUUUAUGCCGAAAUUUUUUCAAAUCAUGAUUUUGGUCUCAUUCCCUUCAACAAUAUUAUUGUUUGCAGGGUCAAAUCACAGCUCCACCACCAAGUUCUUCAUAUAUGGAAGGUCCAAUGGUUGAAGCGAUCGAUUUGUCAGCCUCAACAGUCAAUCCAAAUGUCAAAGUUGGACCAAAAGAUUUUCAAUUAUUGAAAGUUUUGGGAAAAGGCGGCUAUGGAAAAGUGUUCCAAGUUCGCAAAACUACGGGCUCCGAUUCGGGAAAAAUUUUUGCGAUGAAAGUGUUGCAAAAAGCGACAAUUGUUAGAAAUCAAAAAGAUACAGCGCACACAAAAGCCGAGAGAAAUAUUCUCGAAGCUGUCAAAUGCCCUUUUAUCUGUGAUUUGUUAUACGCGUUCCAAACUGGUGGAAAAUUAUACUUGAUUUUGGAAUAUUUAUCGGGUGGUGAAUUGUUUAUGCAUUUAGAAAGAGAAGGUAAGGUUUUUUGAAAAAACAAAAUCCAUAACCUUCUCAUUUUUAAGGAAUGUUCAUGGAAAAUACGGCUCGUUUCUAUUUAUCGGAAAUUGUUGUUAGUUUGGAGCAUUUGCAUCGACAGGGAAUUAUUUAUCGCGAUUUAAAACCCGAAAAUAUUUUACUCGACGGCCGCGGCCACGUCAAAUUAACUGAUUUCGGAUUGUGUAAAGAGGCGAUUGAAGGCGAUCAGAAAACGCAUACAUUCUGCGGAACAAUUGAAUAUAUGGCACCAGAGAUUUUGAUGAGAUGUGGACACGGAAAAGCUGUUGAUUGGUGGAGUUUGGGAGCAUUGAUGUUUGAUAUGUUGACUGGUGGACCACCAUUUACUGCUGAAAAUAGAAAGAAAACUAUUGAUAAAAUUUUGAAGGUUGGUAUUGAAUUGGGAUAAGGGAUAAGAGUUAGAAAACAUUUUAAAAAGUUGAGAAGAUGUAAAAAAAAACUAAUAAACUGCGAUUUUCCUUAUUCAAAAAAAUCUUAUUUUCCAGGGUCGUCUAACAUUGCCAGCAUAUUUAUCAAAUGAAGCACGUGAUUUGAUCAAAAAAUUAUUGAAAAGACACGUUGAUACACGCCUUGGAGCUGGUCCAACUGAUGCCGAAGAAAUCAAAAAUCACUUUUUCUUCGCCAAACACAAUUGGGAAGAUGUUUAUGCUAGAAAAUUGGAUCCACCAUUCAAACCAGAAAUACAAAAUGAGGAAGAUGUUUCGCUUUUUGAUUCGCGUUUCACGAAAAUGACACCAGUUGACAGCCCGUGUGAAAGUAGUUUCAGUUUGACUGGAGAUAAUCCGUUUGUUGGUUUCACUUAUGUUGCUCCUUCUGUUUUGGAAUUGAUUAAUCAGAAUAAAUUUGGAAGAAGUCCAAGAAAUCAUCAUUCGUGAGUUUUUCUAGAAUUGAAUUCAGUAUGUUAUGUUGGGUUUUUGCAGAGAAUUUGGUGUUGCCACAAGCAGUGCAAUCAAUAAUCACGGUCCACCACAAUUAUUUGGAGGUGGUGGUCCAAUUCAUAAUGAUACUGUUCAACAUUUUGGAGGAUUUGGAGGUUCGUUAUUGUUGUGGGGUUAAUUAGAGUUGAAGUGUAAAGACAAAUUAAAUAUGUACAAUAGAAUUUCUUGAAACAGUUAAAAAAUAUUAUGUUAUCUGCAUUCCAAAAAUUCACAUAUUACAAUUUUUCAAACCAAAAAUCUGUUAUGAGAAUUUUGAAACAGUGAAAAAAGUUUUCCGAAAAAAAUAUUUUCAAUUUCGAAAUUUUUACGAUAAAAUUCCUUCUUUCAUUUGAACCGGAAAAAUUCGGGCUGAUAAUUUUUGACACUAAAAUUUGAUUCUAUCAAGAAAUAAAUCCACGUGUUCUCAUUUUCAUGCCAAAAUUUUCCAGGUCAAUCCCGAUUCGCAUCUGGAUUCUCACCAAAUUCAUCAUCUUCUUCAGUUGUUCCACAAUCUUCAUCAACUCAACAAAAUCAUCAAAUUGAUGAUGAUUCAAUGGAUACAUCAACACCCCGUGCAUCAGAAUCAAUGGCUCCAAAUUCCGAUGAAACGCCUUCCUCUUCCUCACGUGCCAAACCACAACCAAUUCAACAACAAAGAGCUGUUUUGUGA